GAAUGACUUACAAUUUGGAACGAAGAGAGUAUAAAGUAACUCAACUGACAAGAGAGUGAAGGAAAGGAGAGAAGGCAGCACAGCAGCAGCUGCGUCGCCAAUAAAUACAAGAGGAAGGGAGCUAACCCAGAUAGAUGCAUCCACCCAUGAUUCCCAUCCAUCUCUGCUCUGCUUGGGUGCCCUGCCCUGCCCUGCCCAUAACAACAACCGUAUCCAUCCAUCCCACCACCCAUCUUCCUUCCUUGGUUCCUCUUGACAGUUGAGAGUUGACACACACACACCCACCCAGAUAACUACUGAGUGAGUGAGUGAGUGAGCGAGCGAGCGAGCGAGCGAGCGAGCCAGCCAGCCAGCCAUCGAGCGAGCGACCUUGAGAUCGAUCUCAGCUUUGUUUGUUGGCCCGCCGCCGCCAUGGCGAUAGGUGGCUUCGUGGAUGCCCCUGCCGCUGCCGCCGGCGCCGACUACGGUGGCCGCGUGACUUCCUUCGUGGUGCUCUCCUGCAUCGUGGCCGGCAGCGGUGGCAUCCUCUUCGGCUAUGACCUCGGCAUCUCAGGUUGCGUUGCGUUGCGUUGCUACUACCGUGGGGUUACGUCGAUGGAGUCGUUCCUGAGAAAGUUCUUCCCGGAUGUGUACCACCAGAUGAAAGGAGACAAGGACGUCAGCAACUACUGCCGCUUCGACAGCGAGCUCCUCACCGUCUUCACCUCGUCUCUCUACGUCGCCGGCCUCGUCGCCACGCUCUUCGCCUCCUCCGUCACCAGGAGGUUCGGCCGCCGCACCUCCAUACUCAUCGGCGGCACUGUCUUCGUCCUCGGCUCCGUCUUCGGCGGGGCAGCCGUCAACGUAUACAUGCUCCUCCUCAACAGGAUCCUCCUUGGUAUAGGCCUCGGCUUCACCAACCAGUCGAUUCCACUGUACCUAUCAGAGAUGGCGCCACCGCAGUACCGUGGGGCAAUCAACAAUGGCUUUGAGCUCUGCAUCAGCAUCGGCAUCCUCAUCGCGAACCUCAUCAACUACGGCGUGGAGAAGAUCGCCGGUGGAUGGGGCUGGAGGCUGUCUCUGUCCCUGGCCGCCGUGCCGGCCGCGUUCCUGACCGUCGGCGCGAUCUUCCUGCCCGAGACGCCCAGCUUCAUAAUCCAACGCGGCGGCGGGGGCGGCGACAUCGACGAGGCAAGGCUGCUGCUGCAGAGGCUGCGUGGCACGACCAGGGUCCAGAAAGAGCUCGACGAUCUGGUGUCCGCGGCUAGCGAGGCGUCGAGGACGACGGCAACCCGGCGGCCGUUCCGGAACAUACUGAGGAGCAAGUACAGGCCGCAGCUGGUGAUAGCGCUGCUGGUUCCCUUCUUCAACCAGGUGACGGGCAUCAACGUCAUCAACUUCUACGCGCCGGUCAUGUUCCGGACCAUCGGGCUCAAGGAGAGCGCGUCGCUCAUGUCGGCGGUGGUGACGCGCGUCUGCGCGACGGCCGCCAACGUGGUGGCCAUGGUGGUGGUGGACAGGUUCGGGCGGCGGAAGCUCUUGCUGGUGGGCGGCGUCCAGAUGAUCCUGUCGCAGGUGAUGGUGGGGGCGGUGCUGGCGGCCAAGUUCAAGGACCACGGAGGGAUGGACAAGGAGUACGCGUACCUGGUCCUGGUCAUCAUGUGCGUCUUCGUCGCGGGCUUCGCCUGGUCCUGGGGCCCUCUCACGUACCUGGUGCCCACCGAGAUCUGCCCGCUGGAGAUCAGGUCGGCGGGGCAGAGCAUCGUCAUCGCCGUCAUCUUCUUCGUGACGUUCCUCAUCGGCCAGACCUUCCUGGCGAUGCUGUGCCAUCUCAAGUUCGGGACCUUCUUCCUCUUCGGCGGAUGGGUGUGCGUCAUGACGCUCUUCGUGUAUUUCUUCCUGCCGGAGACGAAGCAGCUGCCCAUGGAGCAGAUGGAGCAGGUCUGGAGGACCCACUGGUUUUGGAAAAGGAUUGCAGAUGCAGAUGCAGAUGCAGGGGAGGAAGAAGAGCAAGGCCAAAGGAGACCCAGACCCAGAGGAGAGGCAGCAGGAACCAUAGCUCUGUCCGCCACAUAGACACUAUACAUUGCAUUGGUUGCCAAUCAUUAUUAAUUAAGCUACUAUAUAUAUAGGUGAUCUGAUGAUCAAAGUAUACAUACACAUGCAUACAUUAUAUUUGGUGAAACCGCGCGCGCCUGCAGAAAUCGUAUAGCUAGGCGCAUGCAUGGUACACCACUUUGUUGAUUACACACACUAGCUAGUAUAUAUACUAUACUCUAGUAAAUAAUAAAUCCAUGCAAAUAUAUAUAUAUAUGUAAUGGGCUUGCAUUGUAUAGCUAACUAGCUGCACACAAAUUGUUUGUAUCCUAGCUAGCUAGGGAGCAAAUGCAUUUCAAUAAGCUAGUUUAUUUGAUGCAUGCAUUCUGUAAUGUAAAGGGGCUAUCCUAUCCAUGAAGGAAGAAUUCAAGGGGCUUCCACUCCAGCAGAAGUGCGAAUUAAUUAUUAA
Molecule: messenger RNA, 2485 nt
Organism: Sorghum bicolor (sorghum)
Lineage: Eukaryota; Viridiplantae; Streptophyta; Magnoliopsida; Poales; Poaceae
Product: hexose carrier protein HEX6-like
Exons: 3
Coding region: 412-2055 (547 amino acids)
Biological process (GO): monosaccharide transmembrane transport
Cellular component (GO): membrane
Molecular function (GO): monosaccharide transmembrane transporter activity
Source: RefSeq, a predicted model, not a curated record